AUGGAUAAAGAAUUUAAGGAGGCACAUUAUAUUGCUGCAAAAGAAAGAUUUGAGUCAAUUAGUCAUUUCAACAUAAAUGAUAAAUCACUUCAAAAAAUAAAAAAUCUACCAUUUUGUAGAAAAGUUGGUGAUACAAAUUUUCCAAUUUAUGCAGAUAAUAUUUCUGUUGAAACUACUAAAAAUAUGAUAUUAAGAGAUGAUGACAUCAUUGUUUCAUCAUAUCCAAAAUGUGGAAGUACAUGGGUUCGUCAAAUUGUUCUCCAACUUGUCGAUAAAGAUUAUUGGGAACGUGGUGUUCCACAAUAUUUGAUUUCACCAACAAUUGAAUGUUUUGGUUCAAGUGUCCUAGAUUUGUACCCAUCACCAAGAAUUAUGAAAACUCAUUUCAAUUUAAAUGAUUGUCCUAAAAGUGAUAUUUCAAAAUACAUUUACGUUGUUCGUAAUCCAAAAGAUGUAAUUGCUAGUUAUUACAAUCAUAUGAAAAAUUUAAGUUGUUAUGAUUUUAAAGAUGGUAAAUUUAAUGAUUUUUUCAAUUUAUUUAUCUCACCUGAAAUGGAAUGGGGAAAAUAUUUUGACAAUGUCAAAUCAUGGAUUCCAUUCAUUGACAAACCUAAUGUACUUUUUUUGAUUUAUGAAGAUCUUUGUAAAGAUUUACCAACAAAUAUUAAAAAAAUAACAUCAUUUAUUGGUGGGGAUGUUGGUAGAAAAUAUGAAAAUUCUACUGAAAUAGAAAAAAUAAUUAAACGUAGUUCUAUUGACUUUAUGAAAGCAAAUAAUAAUCGUUUCACAGAAGAUGACAAUCAAAAAACUCCAACUUUUAUUAGAAAAGGUGGAUCUAGAGAUUGGAAAAAUUAUCUUUCAAAAGAACAAUCAGACAUAAUUGAUGAACUUUUUAAUGAAUAUUUUAAAGGAACAAAACUUGAAUCAUUAUGGAAAGAAGAGAUGAAAUUUUAA
Molecule: messenger RNA, 954 nt
Organism: Strongyloides ratti
Lineage: Eukaryota; Metazoa; Nematoda; Chromadorea; Rhabditida; Strongyloididae
Product: Sulfotransferase 6B1
Exons: 3
Coding region: 1-954 (317 amino acids)
Biological process (GO): sulfation
Cellular component (GO): cytoplasm
Molecular function (GO): sulfotransferase activity
Source: RefSeq, a predicted model, not a curated record